AUGAUUGUAGCAGCUUGUUGCUCUGCGUUGAACUCCUUUAGUGGCUUGGGACCCAUAGAUUCAUUGUCUGCUGUGCAGAAGCGAUCUCGUACUAAACGAAAGAACUUUCACUUAGCUUCAACAGUCCUUUCUCCUUUCUUUUCCGAAACUCAAAUAGAAAACUCCGGGAAGAGAAGUGUUGCCAUUUACGUUGCCCCAAGAAAUCGUCCCUUUCUUUUCUCCUCUGGUUUAUCAUCUUCGUCACUGCAAAACAUCAAACGGAAACUAGGGUUUUCAUCUUCAUCAUUUGCGAUGGUUCUAACUUUGUGGAAUGUCCGUUCAAAAUUCUCAGAAAAUCCUGACCUGAUCAAAGCUUAUGUUGAGUUAAGUAGUUUUUGCACAUUCAAGAUUCACCAUGGGGGUAUGUUCACAAAAUACCCAGGAAGACGUUACGUUGGUGGGAGUAUUGACUAUGUUGACUACGUAGACAUGGACGUGUUCUCCGUACAUGAGUUAGACGAUAUGAUGAAGGAGAUAGGUUAUAUCAACGGUGAGCCUAUCUACUACCACUUCUUGAUUCCAGAGAUUGAAAUCGAUUAUGGGUUACUUCCUUUAGGUAAUGACUCAGACGUACUUUUGUUAAGUCGUAUUGAAGAAAUCAAUGAGCCUAUUUCUCCGGAACUCAAUCGAAAAAAGUUUACAAGUACAGAGGUAGGAUCAUGUAGUAGAAAAUUGGACUUGAAUGAGAACUAUGACUUUUCUAGGUCUGUUGUACCUUUUGGACAUUUUGAUAGAGAUGUAUUGAAAGAUGUUGGAGUUCAGCCUGCAAGUGAGGAGCUUAACAAAGCCCAAGAUGUUGGACCUUCAGAAGACUUUGAUCCUUUCUUUUAUAUGGAUCAUAAUGAUUACCAACAGAUGGGGGACGAUGAUUACCAACAGAUGGGGGACAAUGAAGAAAUUGGAGAUGCUAUUAGUGAUGAGACUAGUACCAAUGGAAGUAUAAGCGAGGAUAGUGACUUUUUAGUGGAUGAACUUAAUAUGGUGGAGGAUGUCGAAGUGAAUAUGAAAGACUUCCACAGUGGUGUUUAUUCUUUUCCAAAUCUAGAUAACCACCAAUCAUUCAAUGCACCUGAUGUCACAGUUGAUGACGAUUUGGAGGUGAUAGAUACACAGUUGUUUGAAUCAGCUGUUGUAGAAGAAGAUGAGAGGAAGAAGUUAAUGAGAAGGUUAAACAAACCAACCACGUGUUCAUCAGGAGUAGUACAUGAAACUGCAUUCUAUCUGGGUCAAAUAUUUAAGUCCUCAUCAGAAGCGAAGGACUACAUUAAAAUGCAUUCAAUUCGAACUAGGAGAAACAUUUAUUUUGCAAAAAAUGAUAAACAAAGAAUUAGGGCAAAAUGCAGGGGUGUGGUCCCAGAAAUGACAGGAAGAGCACAUACAGAUAUUUUGUUGAAUAAUUUAUGUGAAGUUUUCAACUCAAAGUUGUUAGAUGCUCGAGACAAACCUAUAAUUACAUGUUUAGAAUAUAUUAGGGAAUACAUAAUGAAACGAAUUUGUAUUGUGCAAAAUGUGAUAGAUAAGUCUCAAGGGCCUCUUACCCCAACAGCCACAAAACUUUUAGAUGGAGUUAAGAAACAUGCUUCUCAAUACACUUGCAUAUUUAAUGGUGCUGAGAAGACUCAAGUUACUGGGACAAUGGGGGAACAAUUUGUGGUUAAUUGGAGGGACAGGAACUGUAGUUGCAGGCAUACAGAGAUCACUGGGAUACCAUGCUCUCAUCUUGUUAGUGUCAUUUGGGAUAAGGUUGAGCAUGGGGCAAAAAAUGUCCCACCUCUUGAGGAGUGGGUACAUCCAUGUUAUAGGUUAAGCACAUGGAAUGAAAUGUACAAGUACAAAGUUCAACCAAUCAAUGGAAGAAGUAUGUGGCCAAAGUCAGAUUGCCCCACAACACUAACACCCCCCAAACAUACUAAACAGGUAGGGAGACCAAAAAAGAAGAGAAAGAGAGCUCAAACUGAAGAACCAAAUAAUCAAGGUAAAAGUUUGACCAGGAAGUUCCUUACAGUUACUUGUAGCAAAUGCAAGAACAAUGGUCACAACUCUAGGAGUUGCAAGGGACAAGGGGGACAAACUGAAGUUAGAAAUGUGGUGGCAGGGGGAAAGAAGCUUAGUAAGGCAAAGAAGCAGGGAGAUGGAAAAAAGGAUAAAUCCAAAAUGAAGGAAAAAGUUUGA
Molecule: messenger RNA, 2211 nt
Organism: Lactuca saligna
Lineage: Eukaryota; Viridiplantae; Streptophyta; Magnoliopsida; Asterales; Asteraceae
Source: the annotation of a GenBank genome assembly